AUAAGGGAAAGGAAGAAACGACAUUUGUCUGACACAGUUAAGUGAAAGUGGUCGAUUGUCCCGGCAGGGGCACGACUUUGGUGAUGCUGGAUUGCUCUUGAUUGAAUCCAAAAGCUCCUUGAAGAAUUCCAGGAUAUUUCCAAGAAUUUGAAGAAAGUGGAUAAAAAUGACACAAACAAUUAGCGCCUAACGCUCAAAGUUACGAGUGCGCCUGAACGCCUCAAAGUGCGUGGCUACAGGAAGCAAGAAGAAGAAAGUGCUGAAAGUUGUUCCUUGCUCCGUGUGCAUCAUAUCAACAAAUAAGAGCAGCUGUUAGCAGCUGUUAGCAUCCCGUCGCUACGUCCAAUGAUCAGAUAUCCCUGCAGAAAUAUGGAGGUGGAGAGGCUGCAUAGCGGGAGUGAACAUCGAAAAAAGACUGUAUUAAGGUCUUCAAGGACAGCAUCAACCAUGUUGGAAGCGCUAACGGCGCUAACGGCGCUAACGGCGCUAACGGCGCUAAUGCCGCUAACCCUUAGAUGCAUAAGUACGCCUCUCGCCCAAAGACAGCUGGGAUAGGCUCCAGCACCCCCGGCGACCCUCGUGAGGGAGAGCGAUAGAAAAUGAAUGAAUAUUCCAGGGACCGGACUCAAGCUCAAGACUCCCUCCCUACUCCCUGUCGAUGGCUCUCUCAAACGCAACCCCCCCUUGUGACUAAGCCUUGAGGAACCCUCCAUCACACACUGGGACUCCAGGCCAGCCCCUCGGCUUCUGAUCCUGCCACCCAAGGUGUCGGGACCAUGAGCGUGGGAAGGAUCAACCGCUACAGCAUCGUAUCGUCCGAGGAAGAGGGCCUCCGCCUCACGACCAUGCACGGCAUGAACGGCUUCGGCAAUGGCAAGAUCCACACACGCCGCAAGUGUCGGAACCGUUUUGUCAAAAAGAACGGUCAGUGCAACGUGCAGUUUGCCAACAUGGACGACAAGUCGCAGCGCUACAUUGCGGACAUUUUCACCACAUGCGUCGACAUUCGCUGGCGGUGGAUGCUGGUGGUCUUCACUCUCGUCUUUGUGGUCUCCUGGCUCGCCUUUGGUUUGGCCUUUUGGGUCAUCGCUUUGCUGCACGGGGAUCUGGAUAACCCGGCAGGAGAUGACAACUUCACCCCGUGUGUCCUUCAGGUGAACGGAUUCGUGGCUGCCUUUCUCUUCUCCAUUGAAACGCAGUCUACAAUCGGUUAUGGCUACCGUUGCGUCACCGAGGAGUGCCCGGUGGCGGUCUUCAUGGUGGUGUUCCAGUCCAUAGUGGGCUGCAUCAUUGACUGCUUCAUGAUCGGUGCCAUCAUGGCCAAGAUGGCGAGGCCUAAAAAGCGAGCGCAAACGCUCUUGUUCAGCCACAAUGCUGUCAUUGCGAUGCGGGACGGCAAACUGUGUCUCAUGUGGAGGGUGGGGAACCUUCGCAAGAGCCACAUUGUGGAGGCCCACGUCAGGGCGCAGCUCAUCAAGCCUCGGAUCACAGAUGAAGGGGAGUACAUUCCUCUGGACCAAAUAGACAUCAAUGUGGGCUUUGACAAAGGCCUGGACCGGAUUUUUCUGGUUUCGCCCAUUACGAUUCUCCAUGAGAUAGACGUGGAGAGCCCGCUUUUUGGGAUCAGCAAACAUGACCUAGAAACUGCCGACUUUGAGAUCGUCGUCAUCUUGGAAGGGAUGGUGGAAGCAACGGCCAUGACCACGCAGGCUCGGAGCUCCUACUUGGCCUCCGAGAUCCUUUGGGGCCACAGAUUUGAGCCUGUCUUAUUUGAGGAGAAGAAUCUUUACAAAGUGGAUUACUCACACUUUCACAAAACCUACGAGGUCCCGUCCACGCCCAGAUGCAGUGCCAAGGACAUGGUGGAGAACAAAUUCCUUGUACCCACUUCCAACACGUUCUGCUACGAAAACGAGCUAGCUUUCCUCAAUCGGGAAGACGAGGACGAGGAUGAUGUCGGCGGCGGCGGUGGUAGGGCGCUGGCAAAUCUCAGUCCAGACCGGAACAGCCGGCAUGAGUUUGAACGCUUACAGGCCACCAGGACUCUGGAUCAGAGGUCUUAUCGGAGAGAGUCUGAAAUAUGACGUCUUAAAAACUGAAAACGCAGAACAAAGUGCCAUAUAGGAGAAGCUGACUCGUGCGGCCGGAUAUGAAAAGUUUAGUUUUCCACGUGCUCACUUUGAAUGAAACGAGUUAUAAUAACACACCACAAAUUGUGUAAAUACAUUUCUUAAUCAUGGCGUACUUCGAGUGCACUCACAGUUUUGUGAAAAGUAGAACGCACUUUGUCAACUUCUUCUUGUUAUUGCGUAAUUUGCUGGACGGGGGAGUUCAGUGACACAUUGAAAAUUCAAACGCAGCGAGCCGCGAUAAAACACCUGAUCACGAGCCACUGAGAAGAACACAAUUAGAUAUUUAUUCGGGUUAAGUUGUAAUUCCCCAAAAUCAACGCUACUUGUACUGUUAAGGGAAAAAAAAACACAGUGACUCAAAUGCAACACAUCGAGGUAAAUAUUCAUUCAUUCAUUCAUUUUCUACCGCUUUUUCCUCACGAGGGUCGCGGGGGGUGCUGGAGCCUAUCCCAGCUGUCUUCGGGCGUGAGGCGGGGUACACCCUGGACUGGUGGCCAGCCAAUCACAGGGCACAUAUAGACAAACAACCAUUCACACUCACAUUCAUACCUAUGGACAAUUUGGAGUGGCUAAUUAACCUAGCAUGUUUUUGGAAUGUGGGAGGAAACCGGAGAAAACCCGGAGCCUAUCCCAGCUGUCUUCAGGCGAGAGGCGGGGUACACCCUGGACUGGUGGCCAGCCAAUCACAGGGCACAUAUAGACAAACAACCAUUCACACUCACAUUCAUACCUAUGGACAAUUUGGAGUGGCUAAUUAACCUAGCAUGUUUUUGGAAUGUGGGAGGAAACCGGAGUACCCGGAGAAAACCCACGCAUGCACGGGGAGAACAUGCAAACUCCACACAGAGAUGCCCGAGGGUGGAAUUGAACCCUGGUCUCCUAGCUGUGAGGUCUGUGCGCAAACCCCUAGACCACCGUGCCGCCGAGGUAAAUAUACUGUAUCAAAAAAAAGUGAGAAAACCCUUAAGUGACGAUACUAAACUUAAUCCUGUUGUCGGCUAUUUAGGCAAUAAUCAUUUUCACUGAAUAAUACUUCUAUACAAACUGCACACGACUACUUUAAAGUAUUUUCACAUUCAUUUCUAUAGUAUUAUCACUUGAGAAGAUACCGUAACAUAGAUUUUGCUGAAAUGUGAGGGGAUGUAUGAGAGGUGGUACACUCUGGACUGGUCGCCAGCCAAUCACAGGGCACAUAUAGACAAACAACCAUUCACACUCACAUUCAUACAUAUGGAAAAUUAACUAAUUAACCUAGCAUGUUUUUUUUUUGGAAUGUGGGAGGAAACCGGAACUCCACACAGACUCCACACAGAGAUGGCCGAGGUGUGGAAUUGAACCCCCGGUUUCCUAGCUGUGAGGUCUGAACGCGCUAACCACACGACCACCGUGCAGCCAACCAUCGUUAUAUUAUACAUUAAUAUUAGCGGUGUCACGAGAUCUCUAACGAGACUAAAACAUGACAAGAUUUCUCAUCCUUGUGGCCUUGGACAAAAAUGAAGUGGAUAAUCGAAGUGGUGUAUAUUAUUAUUAUAUUGCAAUAUAUAUUCAUAUAUUGCCAGGAAGAGGAUUGGUUUCAGCACAUCGGUAUGUUGGUUCUGAAGAACAACGGCAUGAACGGGGUUCUUUUGCCAGUCAUACUGAGGAGGGGCCGGUAGCAUACGUACACAGUGCAGAAGAGUGUAGAAAUUAAACGAGGAUUGCAAUAUAUUGUCAUAUUUUUAAUAUUUUUACUGGUCUCGUAGACUGACUCUCUCGUGACACCUCUAAUUGUUGCAUAUUAUAACUUCCCACAGAACAAAAUAGAGUGGAUUGAGAGUGGGCAUUUUUAAAGGAGCACCUUAACAUGUUUGUUGUAUUUAAGCAAAACCCUUAUAGGACUAUGUCAAACAAAAUACCACAAAUGAGUUUUUUUUUCACCAAUUAUACUAAAAUAUCUAUGCAUAUCAUUAAUAAUGUCAGGGGUGAAUAAGAGAUCACAUUUAAAAUAUUUUUACAAUUUAAUAACUUUAACUACAUUUAGUAAAUAAUAAAUUUUGUAUUGCACAUAAACUAGAAUAUUACUGAUGAAAAAUCAUUUUUAAAAAAUACUACACAGUACACACAGUAUCAACAGACGGCAUCUUCAAGGGGUUCAAUUAUGGUCAUUUUUCUGCCCUUUGUAUUGACUCCUAUAGAGCAGCUGCACGUAAUAACCAGCACAGGAAGCUUUCUAGUUCUUCCAGAAUCUGCACCUAUUCAGCUGUAUUUCUUUGGAUUUUGUGCUUCCCGCCUCAAAAACAAUGAUUAUUAACAUUUACUAUUAUCAAGCACACAAAACGAAAUAAUAAAUACUCAUCGGUAAAAGGGUAUUCUGUCACAAAAUUAAUUAUUGAUGGUUCCAUGCAGUAGGAGUGUGUGUAUAUGAAGGGAAACUUGAAGUGAAAGCUCAGGAAAGGACCGUGAAAUGCUUGCAAUGUUGGUCACCAAGUCUGCAUUUUUUAUCCGUUGUCACUUUGAACCUCCUUCAUUUGUUAUUUUUCCUAAAUAUGAACUACGAUAUGAAGCUCAUUGCCUUCUGGGAAGGAUUUGUAUGUUUGAUGUUUCCCUGCAUCACACGGUUAUUUGUGGUUUAAAAAUAAGGUGAAGCGCCUUCACAAAUUGUCCUGCAUAAUUGAAUCAUUUCAUAUGAUAUUAUGUCACAUUUUCUUUUUGCUGUCAUGCACCUGAGCCCUUAAGAAUAAAUACGCAUUUUUCUAUAUAUAUUAUGAAGAAAUCUAUAGUGUAAUGGCAUACUGACAUUAUAGAACUGGCUGAAUACAGCAGCUUAUUUUUAUACAACAUUGUUUUUGAUAGAAUUAUCAGAAUUAAAAAAAAUUAAUCACUAUGGAGAGGAUGGUUUAAUUUUCAUUUUAGCACCUAUUUUAAGAAGUAUUUCUCUUAAAGGGAUGAUUUGAAAAAUCCUUUGACCUCUGUAGAAGUCUUCCUAAGUCCAGUAAAUCGACUACUGGGCUUCUGAUUUCCAUUCAAUCAUCUAAGUCAUUCAAAUAA
Doryrhamphus excisus (bluestripe pipefish) is the source of this 5159-nucleotide messenger RNA. NCBI's taxonomy places the organism in Eukaryota, Metazoa, Chordata, Actinopteri, Syngnathiformes, Syngnathidae. The record is from RefSeq and is a predicted model, not a curated record.